This is a messenger RNA of Miscanthus lutarioriparius, 2367 nucleotides long. NCBI's taxonomy places the organism in Eukaryota, Viridiplantae, Streptophyta, Magnoliopsida, Poales, Poaceae. The record is from the annotation of a GenBank genome assembly.
AUGGCACUUGAUGCAGACAACAUUCUGCUGCACAUCAAGAGGACAUUGCAUUCUUCAGUCAGGCUUGCCUAUCAUUCUGCUUCUGAGUAUCCUGUGGCACUCGGCAUCGGCAUGCUGCUGCUGUUCCUACACAGACUCUGCCCUUCUCUGAUUACUUUCCUGCUGUCUUCGUCCCCGGUCUUCCUGCUAACUGCACUCCUUCUUGGAGCGCUGUUGAGCUACGGGGAACCAAGUGCUCCAGUGAUCGGACAGGACCAGAAAAAAUCGUCCGUUGAAUCCAGAGUAUCCAUCACUGAAUGUUCAGUGGCUGAGGAGGUUCAGAAUGUCGCCGUCACCCACAUGUCAAGGAGCUUUUUUGAGAGCCCAGUUGUCUGCGUUGAGGAAACAACUUCUGAUAGCAUGUUCCAUGAUACCCACCGUGAUGAGGACAGUAUUGUCACGUCUGUGUCUGCUGAUACCGUUCGCUGUGCAGAAGCUUCUGAGCUUACCAAGAGUGAAGUUGUUAUUGUGGGAAGAGAGGAGCGUGUCAAGGAAACCUGUGACAAGGUUGAGCUUCAGCAGUUUUUUCAGAGCAGCACUGCUGAAGGUGUUUCCGUUCAAGUGGACAAAACUUCCGAAGGUGUUCUGCUUGAUGCUCUGUGUGAUCAAGGAAAUGUGACAUCUAUGUCCACCGACACUGUUCUUUGUGCUGAAUCUUCUGGGUUUGGCAAGAAUGGUAUCAUUGCUGAAAGAGAGGAAGAGGAGCAUGUUAAGGAAAUCUGCGAGCAGGUUGCGCCGCCGCAACAGUCUGAGAGCACCGUUACAGAAAGCUCAGAUGAAGAUGGAGAAGAAGAAGAGAAGAGAGACGCCGAAAGUAGCUGGAAAGGCUUUGUGGAUCCAAACUCUUUGGAUACUGAAAAGAAUGGGAACUUGGAGAGUCUGAUGGCGCGGCGACUAGCAAAGAAUGUUCUGAAGUUUGAACUUGACAGGAGGCUAAUGGACAUGCAGGCCGCUGAUGCAGUUCAGAAAAUGGAGGAGGCAUCACGCUUCCGUGUUCAGGUGCCCUCCAUUUCUACACCAAGGCCCGAUCCUUCAAAUGAUUCAGAGGAUACAGUGGAGUUACCACAGGUUCCUGAUUCAGCGCCGUCUGUGCUGCUUCCCUGGAGGAAACCGUUUGAUAUUCCAUUUGACCAAAUUGUGGACCACGACAGCCGUUUGCAGGAAACUUGGACUCCUCGCUCAGGCUUUUCAUCAUCACAGGGAAGGAAACGUGACAGCUUGUAUGUAAGGCAGUCUACUUAUAUGCAACAUCACAACGGAAUAAAGCCAGAGAAGUCUGAAUUCAGUAGAAAAGAUGCUGUUGACAAUCACUCAGAAAGCGAUUCUGAGGAACCACUUGACAACAAUGGCAAGUUAUUUAUCUCACUGGAACCACGUAUUGGUGAUGAGAUCAAAAUACUAAGCGCGGCAAUUUCAGAUGUGUGUGUGCUCGAAGCAAAUCAUGGAAUUAAGGAGGGCAGCACUGAUUCCGUCAACGGCACAAAUUCCUUUUAUGUCCAAAAAUCACUGUCCAGCGCGUCAGAUGUGAACAAUUCAAUUUAUGCAGGUAAUGAGCAAUCGGUACUUUGUUCUCUAUCUGAAGAACACAACAAUAUUGAGGAACAUAUGGUUGAAGUUGAAGAAGACGACUCCAUGAGUGAAGUUAACUCGUUAUUCAAGUGCCGCAUGGAGGAAGUGCUAGUGCAGUCCAUUUCAGAGUCUGGCAUAGGCCAACCCUUGAUGGUUAAACUUGAGCACGAGCUUAGUGAUACUUUAUUACACGCAGAACCUGCAAUACCUUUGAUUGAAGCAAGAUCAGUAGAAGAGCUGAAUUCACAGUUUGCUCAGCUGAAUGGAGAAGCAUUAUUAGCACCCGCUGCUUCUAUCUCCAGUUGUGAUGAUGAUCAGCCGAUCCAAGACGGGCCAAGUGAAGCAUUGCCUGUGGAAAAUGGGGAUACUGAAGAUUCUUCAGAUUGCACGCUUGACAAGGGUCCAGUGGCUGUGAAGGUCGUCGAAGGUGAAGGUGAGCCAAAGGAGGUGCUGACUGAAGACGGUGGGCUUCCUGUUGUAGAAGCAAGCUCGGUUGAGGAGAUGAGCUCACUGUUCAGGCAACUGGAAGCAGCAGCAGCAGCAGGGCCAGCACUGAUGCGUGCUGGUAGCUCAGAGUCAGAGCAGAUGUUUGUUGGUCAGCACACUGGAGAGACAGAGACUGAUUGUGGUGUGCUAGUUCCUGAGCCUGCUGCUUGGGAUGAUACCAAUCCUACUUAUGUGCAGUUAAGCAUCGACGGCGGUGACAAGAUGAAGAUUCCUGGAGAUGGCGAAGUAAUCCUGGAUAAUUCGCCGAGGUAA